GCCACGGGAGCGCACAGGAGGCACGGAGCGGAGCGCAACGCAAAUUUACAGCCACAGUCUGAGUGGGGGACUUCGCUCAAGUUUAUUCAAGGUAAAGCUGAUGACUGACGGCAGGUAGAAGAAUCCGAGGAACAUGUGGAGCUUUUUUACGCGCCGUGGGCAGGUUUUGCGCCACUUGCUGCUGUGGCGCAAACAUGUUUUUUUAAAAGUGCUCUCUGUUUGAGUAACUUUUUCAGAGACAGUAGUAUGAAGUCACCUGAUUUGGCAUGUUUCCUGCGUUGUGUCCUCAUGCUCAGGAUUGCGACCCAUGGGAUGUAGUAAAUGGAGAGUUGCGUUCAACUUUGGACACCUGAAGGCGCAGUCCAAGCUGUCCGUCUUCUUUACCAUGAUCAUUCUCUUCACCUAUCUCUUCUACUGCCUCAACGGAUUCUGUGACUCCCUGCCCAGGCCUGUAUACGAUCAGCAAAGUAAUCUUGCAAACAAAAUCCUCCUAAAUGAUGGAAAAGAAGCGGAGCAGCUCGGCGCGUAUAACGCGUCCCCGGUCUCGGUUGUCCGGGAGCAACUGUCGGACUUCUCGAACAGUGAAGCUUCUUCGGACAAUAUUUCUAUAGCUAAUAAUUUUGGCAGCAAAAAGUUUCCCCAGGCCAUCAUCAUCGGGGUGAAGAAAGGUGGCACUCGGGCUCUGCUGGAGUUCCUGCGCAUCCAUCCGGACGUGAGAGCCGUGGGCGCAGAGCCGCACUUCUUUGACCGCUUCUAUGACAAGGGACUGGAAUGGUACAGGAACCUGAUGCCUCGUACUCUGGAGGGUCAGAUAACCAUGGAGAAGACGCCGAGUUACUUCAUCACCAAAGAAGCCCCUCGCCGAGUCAUCUCCAUGAGCCGCCACACCCGGCUCAUCGUGGUGGUGCGAGACCCGGUGACCCGAGCUGUUUCUGAUUACACACAGACUCUGACCAAAUCUCCCGGGCUGCCCUCCUUCCAGAACCUGGCUUUCCGCAAUGCCACCACGGGCCUCAUCGACACGUCCUGGAGCGCCGUGCGGAUCGGCAUCUACGCCAAGCAUCUAGAGAACUGGCUGCGCUACUUCCCGCUCUCACGUUUCCUUUUCGUCAGCGGGGAACGCCUCGUGACGGACCCGGCGGGUGAGAUGGGCCGGGUCCAGGACUUUCUCGGGCUCAAACGUGUGGUCACAGAUAAGCACUUCUACUUUAACCAGACCAAAGGUUUCCCCUGCCUGAAGAAGCCCGAGGGGAGCAGCCGGCCACGCUGCCUGGGGAAGUCAAAGGGCAGGCCCCAUCCCCAAAUCCCCUCAGAGGUUCUGCUCAGGCUCCGAGACUUCUACAGACCCUUUAAUCUCAAAUUCUACCAAAUGACUGGCCACAACUUUGGCUGGGACUGAACAACUCUUCACCAAAGCUCUUAAAAUAUGUCAGUACCAGUCUUACUCAACCAAGAGCCAAACCCAGACGGGGAUAUCAUGUGUUAUAUUGUGUGUCACCAAAGCUUCUACUGUGCAGAACAUGCCUUUUCCUCAUUUCCUAAGCUAUGAUAACCGAAUGCCAACACAUACGUCCUCCUUCCCCGAGGUUAGCAGCAGCCACGCUAACAAAGUUUGCGAGAGCUUUGAUCCCUGGAGCCACUUUAGGAGGCAAUGCUAAGCAAAGCUUGUGAGAGCCGGUGGUUGUGUUCAUACUGCUGCACUGAGACAAGCACAAGCCAGCAUGAAGCACACUGCUUAUUUUGCUUAAGGCUGGAACUUCUAACUCGGCACCCCAAGAGCUGGAAGUGAGUUCUCAUUGCUGUCCAAAACACUUAAUAGCACAACCUUCACGUUGGAAAUAAGACCAGAAAGAAGCCAGUGCUCCAAAGAGAUGAACCCAAAGUUAAAGCAAAAGGCAAACGGGUAACAAACCUUGACAGACAGGAAAAGUUCAAAUAAACCGAAUGACAGCGGGGGAAGAAGCAAAGAGUGCUGAAUUAUGCACAGUGGUACAAUCACAAUGAAUGGUUUCAGUUGGGAUUUGAGUUGAUUCUUUGCAAUCAGUUAAAUUGCAUCACUUCUGGGUAAAUAAAAUGAAAUGUUGAUACAAUUUAUGCAGUCGCAAGAAGUUCUGUAGUUAUGUCAAUGCAAGGUCUUUUUAUGGAUUGUCUUUUUUUUUAAAUAAAAGAUGUAGCAACAAUGGGAUAUCUGGUACCAAUGCAAAAAGGUAUACACAGUCCAAUAUGUGCUGUAAAUUUGCUCUUAUUUAUGUCAAAGCUUGGAUUUGCAUUUACAGACCUGAAAAGAACAUUUUACAAACUGUAAACCUGUGACUGUUUUCUACUUCACUCUACUACACUCACCUCCACAAAUGGUACUUAACAUGAAACUGUAUAUUUCUAAAACGCUAAUUUAUAUGAGGACAAACUGUUGUUGAAAUGUUUUCUCUGAGACUUUUGUAUUUGAAAUUCUGCUGGAAAAUCUGACUAAAUCUUUUAUUCUG
Messenger RNA from Acanthochromis polyacanthus (spiny chromis), 2483 nucleotides. Its product is annotated as heparan sulfate glucosamine 3-O-sulfotransferase 6. The transcript has 2 exons. Gene Ontology annotation, molecular function: [heparan sulfate]-glucosamine 3-sulfotransferase activity. Lineage: Eukaryota; Metazoa; Chordata; Actinopteri; Pomacentridae. The record is from RefSeq and is a predicted model, not a curated record. Bases 308 to 1399 code for a protein of 363 amino acids.